This is a messenger RNA of Bolinopsis microptera, 1128 nucleotides long. RefSeq lists its product as uncharacterized. The record is from RefSeq and is a predicted model, not a curated record. Lineage: Eukaryota; Metazoa; Ctenophora; Tentaculata; Lobata; Bolinopsidae. The transcript is spliced from 3 exons. The coding region runs from base 71 to 706 and encodes 211 amino acids.
ACUCUAGGAGCUAUCUCCUGUAUCGAUGUAGCAGUGCACGUGACUUCUUCACAAGCUAAAAUACUGAUGCAUGACACUCAGCACUACACUCUUUGUCCGCAAUUAUUUCGUAUUCUGUGCUUGUAGUUCGAUAUAUUCAGUAGAUUUGCAGAUAAUGAAAGCUCAAUCCCUCGUGGACGAAGUCUACAGCUUACCCCCGCUCCAAAAAACACCGCCCACCGGUAGCCGUAGUUUCUCAAGACAUCAGCUGCCUAAUGGAUAUAUUGUCACAUACUGUGACAAUCUGACUCAUGUUCCGUCAGUUAAAAAGGAGUUCAAGCCUAACCCUGAGGUCUCAAAGCGACUAAAAUCUCUAUCAGACUUCAGUCACAGCGUCUCUGCAUCUCUGGGCACUAAAUCCUACUUCGAGAACGCUCAAAAGCCUGGCAAGAGACGGCCCCGACAGAAGAACACAUCCAAAGCUCGAGCUCAGACUGGCUUCCAGUACUGGUAUAAAGACACUAAACAGCUGCCUGAUAAGAGGGUUAGGUCUCACGGAGCUUUCGGAUCUAAGAAUACUGUGCUAGGAUUGAGCGGAGGAUCGAGUCACAUCAAAUCUCAGCCGGUAAACGCUCUCCACUUCUCACGACCCACUGCCAACUUAGAGAGCAUGAUCAAAGCAACCGCUCCUCUUCAAUGGAUCGGGGCUACCUUCCAGAAUAUGUAGAGUGUAUGUAGAGGAUUAUGGGAACCAGCCUUCAAUAUACAGUAGAUCAACUAUAGUGAGCAACGGAUAACAAGACUCUUACAGUUUAACGAGACCUCAGACCCUUCGGUUGGAAAUGUGUGGUCUGUUCGUGCUUAUAUAACGCUUCAACCGGUUCUAAUGAACAAAUUCAGAUGUGUACAAGUUAAGAAUUCGUUGACAAUUUGAGUCAUGAUAGACAAGAUGAAGAAUUUGUUAGUUCGAGCUUCCAGACACUAACAUGAUCUAACAGACGACCUGGUCUGAUGAACUGAGAGAGAGAGAGAUAGAGAGAGAGAGAGAGAGAGAGAAAAAACAGUCGUAUGAAAAUCAUCAAGUUUGUCAAUUUGUUGACUUUUUUAGUGAUUUUUGGUGGUUUUACUUAAGUUUCGCUGAAUUUAUGA